AUGGGCCCAAAAGCGAUGGCGGUCGUCGCCGAUCAGCAGAGGACCCGCGGUGAUGCCAGCGCCAAGAGAAGAGCUACCGCAGGAGGUGAUACCACAAGCGCGGGCAAACGUACUCACGCCGAUAUCAUCUCUCGGGAAGGUGGCGCUUGCGGAUCGUCCGACAGCUGUGUUGGUGAUUUGAUGCGGACGAAGAGUCACGCCCGCUCAUGGGUUUCUCUACGCCACAAUCUGCACGAGGCUCUGGUCGAAAGCGGGGAGAAAGGCGUCGAGCGGAUGCAGAGUCUUCCCAAGAUGUCCGAGCUCGUGGUAACUAUGAAAGACAACGCGCAGCACACGCGACGAUGGACUAGAAUGGGGGGAGAGCCUAUUGAACAUCUGCGGCGCAAUGGAGUUCCGCCUGCACGGUGGCUAUACGAAGGUUUAGGGUCCGUCAAAAGACUGUCUUCUUCGUCUCUCCGGGGCAAAAGGUGCAACCGCCGCUGCUGCAGAACUUCUCCGCAUUCCAUGUACGACAGCAGCACGUAG
This is a messenger RNA of Ectocarpus siliculosus, 525 nucleotides long. NCBI's taxonomy places the organism in Eukaryota, Phaeophyceae, Ectocarpales, Ectocarpaceae. The record is from the annotation of a GenBank genome assembly.